Messenger RNA from Penicillium longicatenatum, 3288 nucleotides. RefSeq names its product WD repeat-containing protein. Gene Ontology annotation, cellular component: cytoplasm; Cul4-RING E3 ubiquitin ligase complex. The record is from RefSeq and is a predicted model, not a curated record. Gene Ontology annotation, molecular function: protein binding. Lineage: Eukaryota; Fungi; Ascomycota; Eurotiomycetes; Eurotiales; Aspergillaceae. The transcript has 4 exons. Gene Ontology annotation, biological process: negative regulation of fatty acid biosynthetic process. The annotation marks the transcript as partial.
AUGAGAGACUCGCUUUACAAUCGUCUCUGGCGCCGAGAAUGCGGGGACUUAUCUGCGCGUGCCGGGCUCCGGGACAUUUACGGUUCCAAGGAGUGGGUCAGCGAUCUUGACAUUGUCAACGAGCUUGGUGGACACACAGGCUGCGUGAAUGCCCUCAGUUGGUCCCGGUCAGGACGUUUUCUGGCCUCGGGCUCGGAUGAUCAACAUUUAAAUAUCUACUCCUAUCAACCCGAAUCCUCCGAUGCGCCUUUUGCGCUAAAUACAACCGUGCAUACAGGCCACAAGGCCAAUAUCUUCUCCGUCAAGUUCAUGCCUCACUCGAACGACCGAACCCUAGUCACUUGUGCCGGCGAUUCCCAGGUGCGCGUUUUCGACAUCGAAUACUCUAGCAGCAAUGGCAACGUCGCUAACACCUCGGCAUUUGCGGCUUCGGCUCGCAGCCGCCGUUUCAAUAACUUCUUCGAUGGGGCCCGAUAUCUGAGUGAAGGCAAUACCAACGCUAGGGUCUACCGGAGUCAUGCCGACCGUGUGAAGCGAAUUGUCGUCGAGUCCUCCCCUUUCCUAUUCCUAACAUGCUCGGAAGACGGUGAGGUCAGACAGUGGGACUUGCGUCAGCCGACUUCUGCAUAUCCUCCGCCCAACGGUGGCCAGGGUUUCAUGGCCUAUAGGCCUGGCCGCGAGCACGACGACUCGAACGUCCCCCCGCCCCUCAUCUCCUACAAGAAAUUUAGUCUCGAUCUCAACACAAUAUCGUGCUCCCCUUCACAGCCACAUUAUAUUGCCCUUGGUGGUGCUCACGUGCACUGCUUCCUUCAUGAUCGACGUAUGCUCGGUCGCGACAUGGUGGCAGAAAGAGGUUCUCCUAGCCGGGCGACUCCGAGCGCCGGUACGCAUGACGAUGAAGUGAUGGGGAAAGCCACCCGAUGUGUUCGACGGUUUGCCCCUCGUGGCAAGCAUCGUAUGCGGGAUCUCGAUGAGGGACAUAUCACCGCCUGUAAAAUCAGCGAUGCAAACCCUGACGAAAUGGUGGUCAGUUGGUCGGGAGACCACAUUUACAGUUUCGAUAUCAUUCAAAGCCUAGAUGCUCGAGACCCAACGCCUGAGGAGAGCUCGGUUUCACAAACUGCAAAGAAGCAAUAUAAAAAUGGAUCGCGUGAUCGAAAACGUAAGCGCCCAAAGCCCAUGUCGAUGUCCUCCCAAGAUAGUGGCGACCGUCAUCAUUCCCGACGUCGAUCUAAUGACCCCAACACACUGAGAGUUCGGUUCGAAAAUGGCGAGUCAUCGGAUAUUCCCAUUCCCGGAAUGUCAGAAGAGGAGUCUCCCGGAGGUUUAAUGGAACGCGCAAGGUACUCUGUGUUGAAUGAGGCGCAGCGACUGAGCAGAGACAUUUCCAAAUCGAUGGUCAAGCUCCGACAGGCUAUGUUCUCACUUGAAGAGACUAUGAGAGAAGCAGCAGAAUCCGACCAGAAUGACCUCACGCCUUAUGCCGAGUCCUUUGGGUCUGCAUUGGCGAUUGCAUGUACCGUGCUACCUCAAAUGGACUCUAUCAUUCGAGACUGGAGGUAUCCUAUGAACCCAUCUCGUGACACCGUCAUUCUUCAACAGACUCUCCGCCGUCACCGCCAAGAGUCGUGGAGAUUUAUUCAGGCCGCUGGCACUUUAGCCCUUGUAUUGAAAACCCCAUCGCACGCCUCCGAGGUGGAUGACUUAGACACAUAUCGAGACUUCCAGAAAAUUACUCCCGCACCCAGUGAAGAUGAAUCUAUUGAGCCAGAAUCGCAGUUCGGCUAUGAUUUCCUGAAGGCAAUCUUGCUUUGGCUCCAUGGAGGUCGCCAAGAGCUACUAGCCGGGUUUAAGCGUGGAUCAUGCCAUCGAAGACAAAAUGGACGGUUUCCCAUCUCAGAAGAUGAUGCCGAGGACGCGAUCGAAAGAGUUCUCAUCCCAUAUCUGCAUGCCUUCGCAGGAGACACGCCGAUUGUAAAUGUGGAUGCGUCCCCAUAUGAACACGACAGGACCCGUAUAUUAUUUCCAACCCAACGAGCAGCUGUGGUUGCCUUUGGAAAUGCCGUGAGAUUGCCACUUGAGAACCUUGGAACGACUGCUGCUCGUAUCGAUAAACGUCGCGUGUCCAGUCCAUCUUCGCAUGUCAGAUCACUCGACCGAGCCUCGGCCUUCAGGUUUUGGAUAUUACGGGUCGGAAGGGGCAUUUUAAUGACAACUGGGAAAUGUGUCAACUAUUCCUUCGUCAAUCGUGCCUUUGGUGGGCUACAACCCGAGGUGGACGAGUCAGACAGUGAUCUAGAGCUGGAAAGAUACCUGGAAGAAACACAAGAAGACAUUGAUCUCAAUGAACCAGAAGAAAGGGUUCAAUCUGUCAACCUUGUGAGCACUGCCCGGCCCAACCGAAAUAUCAGCUCUGGGAGAAUUGAGACAUCCCCGGGUGACGAUGAGCAAAGCAACUCCGGGGAGGUUUCUUCCUCGUCUGAAUCUUCUGCUAAUGAAAUAGAGAGCGAUAAUGGGGAGACAAGCGAUUCAAAUGAGAGUGAUCGGGAUGAGACUGACCAAGAAGGUGCUGAUGGAUGGAACUUUGGUCUCGAAGAUGGAAGUGAAGAAGACUCUGAUAUCGAAUUUCCUGUUUCUCUGCGUUCUGGGAGUCGUAAAGGACGUCGAGGAGAUGUCGAGAUCGAUACUCCAUGCUCAUCCCACACCAAGGUUUAUCAGGGACACUGCAAUAUCAAGACCGUCAAAGAUGUCAAUUUUUUCGGAUUAAACGACGAGUAUGUGGUGAGUGGCAGCGAUUCUGGCCAUGUUUUCAUGUGGGAUCGAAAGACUGCCAAUUUGGUGAAUAUAUUGGAAGGAGACAGUGAGGUUGUCAAUGUCGUGCAAGGUGAUGCAGGCCACCCAUAUGAGCCCACCAUGGCUGUGUCCGGCAUCGACAGCACUAUCAAAAUUUUCAACCCAGAUCGAAAUGCUCAAGAGCAAGCCAAGCAAGGCAUCAACAUCCUUGACCCUGAUAACCCGGCGAAUGUUCUCGGCUCCACCGUACACAACCUCGGCGGGUUGUCGAGUCGCAAGCGUCUUCAUGACAGCUAUCGCAUCAUAAGCCAGAAUGAUGUUGACCGCCGAGGUGGUAUGAGCGAAGCUUAUAUUACUAGAAGCAUGCUCAGUCGACUUGCCGCCACCCUUCGAGGCCGCCAAACUCUGGGAGGGGGUCUGGGCGGGGGCAUUGAGGGUAUAGGCGGAGAAGGUGGCGAAGCAGCCACCGUGGUUCUUGAUGAGAACUGCCUG